This is a messenger RNA of Meloidogyne enterolobii, 476 nucleotides long. NCBI's taxonomy places the organism in Eukaryota, Metazoa, Nematoda, Chromadorea, Rhabditida, Meloidogynidae. The record is from the annotation of a GenBank genome assembly.
UCAGUGUCAACAAUAAAUCGUAAAAACGGUAUAGCACCUAUUAUGCUUUACGAGGACCCCAGAAAUCGUUGUUGUUGUGCUAUUCAUGUGGCGAUGGGCGCAAAUAUUAUUGGAGGAAUUGGUGUUUUCCUCUCCCUUUGUUUUUUUAUUAUUUGUUUAUUAUAUGGCCGUUGGGGUUUAAUUGUUUUGCCUGUAAUUUUUUGUUUUGCAUAUGCAUCUAUUUUUUAUGCUUUUUACAGCCGGAAUGCUAAGAUUUAUUGGCCGUUUUUAAUCACGAAUGUUUGUAAUUUUUAAUUUCGGAACCUGACCUUUAGGUUUUACAUAUUACAAGUCUCUGAACUCUAUUUCUUCGAGUCUUCUAGGCUUUUCCUUUUUCAAUUUGAAACUGAUUUUCUGAUAGGAAUUACCCGAUCGAGGGUUAGGCUGCGUCACCCAAAGCACUACAAUACCCGACCUGGACGAACUCUAAGCCUGAA